This is a messenger RNA of Choloepus didactylus (southern two-toed sloth), 2971 nucleotides long. RefSeq names its product RUS family member 1 (gene RUSF1). The record is from RefSeq and is a predicted model, not a curated record. The transcript is spliced from 13 exons. Lineage: Eukaryota; Metazoa; Chordata; Mammalia; Pilosa; Megalonychidae. The coding region runs from base 244 to 1644 and encodes 466 amino acids.
GAGCCCCCAUUCCUCCCGCGGCCCAACUACAAAGUGCUACAUAGAACAAGGGUCGGGACUGGCCCUGGGGUGUCUGAGGCGGAGCCCUGGAAACCAGAGCGGGUAGUCUGUUUCCAGGCCGGGACUGACGGGGACACAGCGGCUGGCGAAGGAAGACUGCCCCUCUGCAGCCGCCGUAGCCAAGACGGAAGCGGAGCUCGGCCACGUUUCUCGUCCGGUGGGACUCGGGCAAAGAGAUCCGGGAUGGCUGACGACGCAGGGCUUGAGAUCCAGCUGUGUUCGGAACGGUUCGGCUCCGGGGCUGCCCGGGGCUGCCGUGCUGUAGCCGACGGGAGCCUGCAGUGGGAGGCCGAGGAGAGGCGCUGGUUCUCCGGGGCCUUUACGGUGAAACCCAGAGGACGAAAUGGGGGCGGAGGGGGGACGCCCGGGACUGCCUCGCUGCCUCUCUCGGGUCUCCAGGCCGUGUUCCUGCCACAGGGUUUCCCCGACAGCGUCAGCCCGGACUAUCUGUCCUACCAGCUGUGGGACUCCGUGCAGGCCUUUGCUUCUAGUCUCUCGGGCUCCUUGGCCACCCAGGCAGUCUUGCUGGGCAUAGGGGUGGGGAAUGCAAAAGCCUCUGUUUCAGCUGCCACUGCCACCUGGCUCGUGAAAGAUUCAACUGGCAUGCUGGGCCGUAUUGUCUUUGCCUGGUGGAAGGGGAGCCAGCUGGACUGUAACGCCAAGCAGUGGAGGCUUUUUGCUGACAUCCUCAAUGACAUGGCCAUGUUCCUCGAGAUUACGGCUCCCAUAUACCCAAUCUGCUUCACGCUAAUCAUCUGUACCAGCAACCUGGCCAAGUGCAUUGUGAGUGUGGCUGGCGGUGCCACUCGGGCCGCACUGACCAUGCACCAGGCCCGAAGAAACAACAUGGCCGACGUAGCAGCCAAGGAUAGCAGCCAGGAGACGCUGGUGAACCUGGCGGGGCUCCUGGUCAGCCUCUUGAUGCUCCCCCUGGUGUCACACUGGCCUAGCGUCACCCUCGGAUGUUUCUUCCUCCUCACUGCCCUCCACAUCUACGCCAACUACCGGGCAGUGCGAGCCAUUGUCAUGGAGACCUUGAACGAAGGCCGGCUCCGGCUGGUCCUGGAGCACUUCCUUCAGAGGGGUGAGGUGCUCAGCCCCACUUCAGCCAACCAGAUGGAGCCCCUGUGGACAGGUUUCUGGCCAUUUCUAUCUCUGUCCCUGGGGGUUCCACUACACCACUUGGUCUCCAGCGUCUUGGAGCUGCAACAGCUGACUGAGGGACACCAAGAACCUUACCUCCUGCACUGGGACCAGUCACGAAACCAGGUAAAGGUAGUUCUGAGCCAGACAGCAGGCCCUGAGACUGUCCUAAGGGCUGCCACGCAUGGCCUGUUGCUUAGAGCCCUGCAGGGAGAUGGACCCCUCCCAGGAGUGCUGGAAGAGCUAAGGAACCAGGUGCGGGCAGGUCCUAAGAAAGAUAGCUGGGCCAUCGUCAAGGAGACACACCAUGUGUUGGACAAGUUGUUCCCGAAGUUCUUGAAAGGACUGCAGGAUGCUGGCUGGAAGACUGAGAAGCAUCAUCUGGAGGUCGAUGAGUGGAGGGCCACGUGGCUCCCAUCUCCAGAAAAGAAGGUCUUGUGAGCAGCCCAGACCGAGGCCCAAGACCCAGGAUGGGAGCCAGAAGUGAGGACACUUUGACCACAGCAGGACAUAGGAAAGGCAACUUUAUUUUUGCUUAGAGGAAAGUGACUGCCAGGCAGAGAUGUGGUUGAAAGAAGGGGAGCCAGGGCCUUCCCCCCACCUCCUGCUUUGGCCCUUCUCUGGGGACCACCCCACCCCCCACUCUCUGUGAGGCUGAGCCCUGGCCUGGCUCAUGCAACUCCACACAGUUGCCUCAGGCAUAAAAGCCCCAGAGGAAGGUGGCCACUGCCAUCAUGAGCAGGGCGUUGAGGUUGACAACCCGGGCCCAGCUCGGAUUCUCACUGAUGUCCUUCAGCCGCCUGGCUGCCGCAGCCACCUCCUCCUGGGUAGGGGGUGGAGGGCUGCCUGCCCCACCCCUGUUCAUUCCACAGAACCAGAGCAGACACUGGCAGAACCGGCCAGUGGCCAGGGGCUGGGGCUCUGGGUGAAAUUGAGGCCCCGUGGUUAGCAUGAGGAAUUGGCUCCCCUGGCUCCCCAGCCCCACCCACCUCCUUGGGCAGUGCCUCACCCUCCAUCUCCAGUGCAUGCUCUGGGCGCCCAUUCUGUACAGGGGGUGAGGCCGGGCCUUCAGGCUCCUCAUCAGCAUCCAGGUCCUCCCGUUCCUCUGUGCUGUGCCGGAGACUGAAAACCAGGCGGUGGAGCUGGGGAGGGGUAGGAACAGGGACCAGGUGGGAGUUCUGACCCUCACCCCCCAGACCCUAAGUAAGGAAGUUCUCCUGUCCACACUGGCACACCAGCCCUCUCCCUGCCCUCCCCAAUCGACCCCUGUUCGGCCUGCACACCUAGGAGCAGCUCACUCGAGUUUGACUUUCCCUGGCUGCCCUUCACCCUCAGCUGGGUAUUUAAAGGUUCUGGCCCGGCUUACUCCUGUGCUUCCUGGCCCUAAGGCCUCUUGUCUACACCCAGAGUUGUAGUCCUUCAAACUCUCCUCUACAUUCCAGCCGACAUAAUUUUCCUUCCUGUGAGUAUUUGCUCCCACGUUCUCUCCUGCCACCCUCCCUUCCUUCUCCACCUGUGCAAUCCUGCCCAGCCUUUGGGCACCCAGCUCCUUUGUCCUGCCCCCAGUUAGAUAGCAGCACAAGACCAAACCCUUUUGUAAGCUUUCGGGAUGGUAUACUCUGUCCCUCUCUGCCACCAGUCAGAUCCUGCUGUUUGAGUCCCAAAGGUCAUGUCAGGGAUUAGCUUUGGGGACUUUAAUCGCCUCCAGGAAAGUCUUCAGGCCACCGACCCCCAAACCACCUCCAAUAAAUAGAUCACUUAAAAUAAA